UUGACUUUCCAAGAAGUAAGAAGAAGCACUAUGUGAUUCUUCCCGCCCUUUACUUGGUUGCGCAAGAGGGAAAGGGAAAAACAAAACAACAGCGAUACUCUGAACGAAAGAGAGAAAGAAGGAAAGAGAGAUGUGUGGAAGAGCACGGUGUACUCUAAGAGGCGAUGAUGUAGCAAGGGCUUGUCACCGCACCCUUCCCGCUACUCGUUCUCUCCAUAUGGACCGGUAUAGGCCAUCCUAUAAUGUGUCGCCGGGAUUCAACCUGCCGGUAGUUCGUAGGGAAGAUGCGUCUAACAGUGAAGGCCAUGUUCUUCAUUGCAUGAAAUGGGGUUUAGUCCCCAGUUUUACAAAAAAGACAGAGAGGCCUGAUCACUACAAGAUGUUUAAUGCUCGAUCUGAGUCCUUAAAUGAAAAAGCUUCAUUUCGCCGUCUGCUUCCUAAAAACAGAUGCCUUGUAGCAUUAGAAGGAUUUUACGAGUGGAAAAAGGAUGGUUCAAGAAAACAGCCAUACUAUAUUCACUUCAAAGAUGGACGACCACUUGUCUUCGCUGCUCUUUAUGACUCUUGGCAGGAUUCUGAAGGUGAAAUACUAUACACAUUUACUAUUAUUACAACCUCUUCCUCUCCAGCUCUUCAGUGGCUUCAUGACAGGAUGCCUGUUAUUUUUUGUGACAAGGAAUCAACUGAUGCCUGGCUAAGCGGCUCUACUUCCAGUUUUAAGAAUUUGCUGAAGCCAUAUGAGGAAUCUGAUCUGGUUUGGUACCCAGUGACGCCUGCAAUGGGCAAGCCAUCAUUUGAUGGACCUGAGUGCAUAAAGGAGAUUCAAGUAAAGGCGGAAGGUAACACUUUGAUCUCUAAGUUCUUCUCAAGAAAGGGAUCUGAAAAUGAAGAGACAAAGCCAGAGCAGAAAAUAGUGCCAAGUCAAGGAUUUAUCAAGAGUGAAAAACAGCCAGAGGAAGCCAAAAAAACUGAGGUAGGAGACAGUGACUUCAAAUCUUCUCAAGAUGCUACGAAGGUCCCAACCAAGCGCGAUUAUGAGGCUUCUUCAGGUGAAUCAAAGCCAGCUUUGGCUAACAAAGAUGUUGUGAGUCCAAACCCUGCAAAGAAAAGGGAAAAGGCAAAGACUAAUGCUGCUGAUGAUAAACAACCGAACUUAUUUUCCUACUUCGGAAAAAGAUAAUCAGUUAUGAAGGAUUGGCUUGAACGACAAGAUUUUGCCAUGUUAUGCUGGUUAUUGGUGUAAAUUAUGUAAUGUAGAUGCAUUUUGUUUUAGUUCUCCAUAGAGAGAGGUCAUGCUUUAUCCAAUGCAUUUUACUCUACGCUAACCCGCUCAAGUCUUGUGGGAAGGACUCACUUUCCCAUCGAUCAUGGAUCGUGUACACCAUCUUAAUAUAACAAUGCUUGUUAACCGUGCAACCUUUUCUAUUAGUUUCUGAACUCGAUAUAAUUUAUUUUAUUUUUUUAUAUAUAAACUGUAUUGCUUUCUU
Arachis stenosperma is the source of this 1487-nucleotide messenger RNA. RefSeq lists its product as uncharacterized. Lineage: Eukaryota; Viridiplantae; Streptophyta; Magnoliopsida; Fabales; Fabaceae. Gene Ontology annotation, biological process: DNA damage response. Bases 131 to 1180 code for a protein of 349 amino acids. The transcript has 8 exons. The record is from RefSeq and is a predicted model, not a curated record. Gene Ontology annotation, molecular function: single-stranded DNA binding.